This is a messenger RNA of Centruroides sculpturatus (bark scorpion), 1005 nucleotides long. Its product is annotated as patched domain-containing protein 1-like. The coding region runs from base 1 to 1005 and encodes 334 amino acids. The record is from RefSeq and is a predicted model, not a curated record. Gene Ontology annotation, cellular component: membrane. The transcript has a single exon. Lineage: Eukaryota; Metazoa; Arthropoda; Arachnida; Scorpiones; Buthidae.
AUGAAGAUAACAUGUAUGAGCGAUUCAUUGUCCUUUCUAUUUCAUAAAUUGGGAAGAAUUAUUGCAAGACAUCCCUUUUACUUCUUCAUUCCACCUGUGCUUCUAUCAGUUUUACUUUCGGUAGGGUUACUUAAACUCGUAACCAUAGAAACUGUGGAUUAUCUAGUGCAGUCUGAUAGAGGAGAAACCUUUGAAAAUAAACAAUUUAUUAACAAGAUGUUUCCCAUGAACACAUCCGAAUUCUACGAUUUUAUGAGAAUGACAGAUCGUCCACAAGCUCCAAUGCUUUACAUUAAAAAUAAAUACGGAAACAAUUUAAUACAAAAAGACAAUUUACUCGAAAUACAAAUCCUUGAUGAAAUAAUUAAAAACAUAACGAUUAUUGUAGAUGACAAAGUAGUAAAUUAUAGAAAUAUAUGUGGCAUAAUGAACGAGCAGUGCAUGGAAAACCCAAUAAUAAAGAUAUUACCGGAGAUGGAUAAAUUACUUUCUAGAAAAAAAAAGUUAAAAUUUCCUCUUCAAAUUGAUCCCUUGACUUAUACAUACGAAUUGUGGGCAAUUAACUUCGGCGGAGUAAAAUAUGAUGUGGACGGAUAUGUUCAGGAAGUAGAAUAUAUGAGAAUUGUUUAUCCCGUUGACGAAUCGAAUUUCUCUAAAAGACACUGGAUUCGUGAAUGGCAAAAAGCGUUUUUGCGGAAUGUCAACAAAUUGGAUUUUCAUUCGAUCGAGAUAUAUCCGUGUCCUUUCUUGGUUUCUGAAUUAGAUGUGAAAAACCUUGCUGAUGAAAUUACACCGUUGAUGAGUGUCGCUGUUAUUGUUGUAACAAUUUUCUGUGCAAUGUCGUAUACGACAAACAGUUGGGUAAAGAGUAAACCUUGGAUGGGAAUUGCUGCAGUUGUGUCUGCUGGAUUAGCAGUGGUUUCUUCUUUCGGGUUGAUGGGUGCGUGUGGAAUUGAAAAUGUCAACUCUAAUAUUAUGUUGCCGUUCCUAAUUUUCGGUAAGUAA